AUGGCUAAGAUUCUAAGACCACAGUGCCCACACCCCUCGUUUCCAUCGACGUCCUCUGCGUUCUCUUCCAGUUCUCCUCCUGCCUCUGCCCGCCCCUCGCCUCCCCACUGCCUGCUCUUCUCCCCUGCCGACCUAGCCACUACCACUAACGGGUUUGCCCAGGAGAACUUUAUCGUGAAUGGGGAGCAUGGCUCCCUGUAUUAUGGGCGGCCGGAUCCGACCCAUUACACCGCGACAGCUGGCGGCGAAGAACUUGCAACUGGCGAGCAGCAGCAUGCGAGUAGCUCCUGUGGGAGCAGUGAUGGUGAGAGGGAGGGCAAGCCGGGUGAGAGCAGCCGUGGGGGCACGCUGCACGAUGAAAGCAGUGAUGGUGAGAGGGAGGGCAAGCCGAGUGAGAGCAGCCGUGGGGGCACGCUGCACGAUGAAAGCAGUGAUGGUGAGAGGGAGGGCAAGCCGGGUGAGAGCAGCAAUGGGGGCACGCUGCACGAUGAAAGCAGUGAUGGUGAGAGGGAGGGCAAGCCGGGUGAGAGCAGCCGUGGGGGCACGCUGCACGAUGAAAGCAGUGAAUGGUGA
Molecule: messenger RNA, 573 nt
Organism: Closterium sp. NIES-65
Lineage: Eukaryota; Viridiplantae; Streptophyta; Zygnematophyceae; Desmidiales; Closteriaceae
Source: the annotation of a GenBank genome assembly